This is a messenger RNA of Cyclopterus lumpus (lumpfish), 1806 nucleotides long. It is a transcript of the gene psme3, whose product is annotated as proteasome activator subunit 3. Gene Ontology annotation, cellular component: cytoplasm; proteasome activator complex; nucleoplasm. Gene Ontology annotation, biological process: positive regulation of endopeptidase activity; regulation of G1/S transition of mitotic cell cycle; regulation of proteasomal protein catabolic process. NCBI's taxonomy places the organism in Eukaryota, Metazoa, Chordata, Actinopteri, Perciformes, Cyclopteridae. The transcript has 10 exons. Bases 467 to 1237 code for a protein of 256 amino acids. Gene Ontology annotation, molecular function: endopeptidase activator activity. The record is from RefSeq and is a predicted model, not a curated record.
GCGCCAGCGUUUAGCCAGCGCGCGCGCGGCUAGCAGCAUUAGCAUCAGUAGCUCACCCAGGCUUCCACGGACUCCCACUCCAGUUUGUCCAGAUCCUGAGCCAGAAACCUCUUCACGUUGCCCCGGAAGUUCACUUUAAUCGUAACGGGCGGCCCCAUGUCGGCCGUCUGUCGAGCGCGCGCCGGGCUAUCAUUUGCGGCGACGCCGGGGCCUUGUUUGAUCCCCCUUGUUGCCCUCGACUGUCUUUUCUUGUUUACAUCGUCAGCUGCGUCGAAGAAAAAUACGGUGACGUUUCUGCGCGUGCGCAGUUGCACUCUCCUCCCCCCCCCCCCCCCCCCCCUGGCUGUCGCGUGUCAUCGACGUCAUCUUUAAGCUCACACAAGUGUGGCUGGCAGGAGAAAAAAAAAAAAUAAGCCACAACUGUUGGGACAAUCGGGUUUUUUUACGCCUAUUUUGAGUCCAUAAGAUGUCUUCACUUCUCAAGGUGGACAAUGAAAUUAAAAUCAAGGUCGAUGCUUUCAGGGAACGUAUCACUUCAGAAGCAGAAGAAUUAGUUUCAAGUUUUUUCCCAAAGAAGUUGCUGGAGCUUGAUCACUUCUUAAAGGAUCCAAUCAUAAACAUCGCUGACCUGAAGGAGAUCCACUCGGAGAUAAACCUGACGCUGCCAGACCCCAUCUUGCUCUCGAGCCUGCAUGACGGACUAGAAGCGCAAAAUGCCAAAAAGAAAAGGCUCGAGGAUGGAGUCGGGGAGGACAAGGUGACGGGCACCAAGGUCUUUGUCAUGCCCGGUGGGAUGAUGAAGAGCAACGGAAGCCUUGUUGAACUCAUUGAGAAGGUCAAACCAGAGAUCCGGACACUCAUAGAGAAAUGUAACACGGUCAAAAUGUGGGUCCAGCUGCUGAUCCCCAGGAUAGAAGACGGCAACAACUUCGGAGUGUCAAUCCAGGAGGAGACGGUCGCUGAACUGAGAACAGUUGAAGGGGAGGCGGCGUCUUACCUCGACCAGAUAUCGAGAUACUACAUCACGAGAGCAAAGCUGGUUUCUAAAAUAGCUAAAUAUCCACAUGUGGAGGACUAUCGGCGCACGGUAACCGAGAUUGAUGAGAAGGAAUACAUCAGUCUGAAGAUAAUAGUUUCUGAGCUCAGAAAUCAAUACGUGACGUUACACGACAUGAUCCUGAAGAACAUUGAGAAGAUCAAGAAGCCUCGAAGCAGUAACACAGACGCGUUGUAUUGAUGUUCCUCCACCCGUCUCACCCUCCACCCGUCUCACCCUCCGCCUCCUCGCCAUGCCUGUUGAGCUACAGCAGCCCCGUUCCUCUGGACUACCCACUUCAGUACAAUCAACACAACCCAGUACAAAAACAUCGCUCCCAUAGACGGAGACAACGCACAUGUUUUUGUUUUAAAAGUAAAAUAUUUUUCUUGUUUUAAAAAAAAAAAAAAAAAAAAAAACUUUUGAAGGAAAACGGUGAGACAGAUCGUAGAUUUUUUUUUUUUUUUUUUAAAUUAAACAUUUCGUCCUGAGAUCUUUUGUGAAAUUGUUUUCAUUUAAGAAUAAUUCGUCGGAGCCGCGUGGCUUGUUUUUCGUUCCCUAAACGUUUUAUUUUUCUCACGUCAGACUUCUUCAUCUGGAGGAUUGUUGUCGAGCGGAUCCGCUUUUCUUCCGAAAGUUCUACAUGUUAUGAAUUACGCAAUACAGUCGUUGCAUAAGCAGGUUUUAGAUUAUUCGUUUUCAGUGAAAAUUCAUAAUUCAUGUUGAGGCAUUCAUUCUACUCAAUAAAACGUAUUUUUAUUUUUUUCUGA